This is a messenger RNA of Puccinia graminis f. sp. tritici CRL 75-36-700-3, 3649 nucleotides long. RefSeq names its product AGC/PKC protein kinase. The transcript has 12 exons. The record is from RefSeq and is a predicted model, not a curated record. NCBI's taxonomy places the organism in Eukaryota, Fungi, Basidiomycota, Pucciniomycetes, Pucciniales, Pucciniaceae. Bases 181 to 3411 code for a protein of 1076 amino acids. Gene Ontology annotation, biological process: signal transduction; fungal-type cell wall biogenesis; protein phosphorylation. Gene Ontology annotation, molecular function: ATP binding; diacylglycerol-dependent serine/threonine kinase activity.
GGGUCGGGGUUUGGUUUACGUCAUCAGAUUCCCUUGGCAGGGAGGCUUCAUCCCUCCAGUUGACCAUCAACAAGGAAAACGGUCAACAGCAAACCAGAACAUAGGAAUACGACACUCGAGCAGACCAGCUCAACAGACACUACCGUAGAAUCUCGACGGUCAACCGAAUCCUAGAUUAUCAUGGCUUCCAACCGGGUAAAGAUCGAUGAGCUUCAACAGCGGAUAGCCAAGGAGCGCAAGAUUAUUCAUGGCUUUCAGGUGAUGAGAACGGCUACCGGGAAUCAGGAUAUCAUUAGAUCUUGUGAUUCGAAGAUUAGGGAUAGCGAGAAGACCAUCUCAUUCUACGAGCAAUCGAUUCGUGAACUACAUGAAUCAGUCGAUCAAGGCACCUCAACCAGCGCCCCCUCCACUCGGGAGGCCCCAGUCGAUCCCAGACCUACUCAUUCUGCUCAUUCUAGUCACUCGACCUCUUACUCCGAUCAACCAUCCUCCCACUCUACUCUCGUGCCCUCCUCACCGGGCUCAAAGAACUCUACGGGUGCAAAGACUUACUCUCCACUGGAUCUCAUCAAAUAUGACACUCCUCUUACCGCCGCCAAGAUUGGACGGAUGUUACAUCAUCUUGAAUUCAAGAUCGCAGUCGAAAAUCAGUACAAGAACGGGAUCGAGAAGAUGCUCAAGCUAUAUCAACAAGAGGGUGAUAAAAAGAGUCGAUCGGAGGCAGAACGAAAACGAAUCGAAUCGAAUCAAAAAAUGAUGCUUCUCACCCAGGCUUUAAAGCGUUACAAGAAUCUCGAAGUCACCGGAAUCAAGGAUGAUGAUGCGGAAUCCGAAGAACGCAAAGGGCACCCCCGUCGUCCUCUAUCCGGUGCUCUUCAGAUCACAAUUGCCUCUGCCAAAGAUUUAGACCACGCUCCAUUAACCAGUAAAAAAGGAAUCACCGAAUCGAUCGUCGUGGUCAAAGUUGAAGAUACACCUCGAGCUAGAACCCAUCCGGUUCGUAACGACCGUUGGAAUGAGGCCUUUGAGAUCCAUGUCGACAAGGCCAAUGAAUUAGAGGUGAUCAUCUACGAUCGUGCCUCCUCUGCUCAAGACUCAGUUAUUCCGAUCGGGGUAUUGUGGAUUCGUCUAAGUGAUGUCGUAGAAGAGCUCAGGCGAAAGAAAUUCGGCCUUGAGUCUGGUCCUGGCUGGGUGACAGCUGCUCGGGUCAAAGAAACAGGAAGUGGUGGUGGUGAAUUGAUGAACUUACCACCCGGAGCCGCGCCCGCUGGUUUUGCUCCACCGGAACCUUCAAUUUCCAGCGACCAAGCUGCUGGCACGUCCUCUGACGGUGUCGACGCUUGGUUUGCAGUCGAGCCCGCUGGCGCGCUCCGACUUCAGCUGAACUUUGUUAAAUCGAAUGUACGCAAGAGACCAUACGACACUGGCGGUUUGGGUCGUCAAGGUGCCGUGAGGAAGAGGAAGGAAGAGGUUCACGUUCAAAACGGGCAUCAAUUUGUCGCUCAGCAGUUCUACCAGAUCGUACGAUGUGCCCUCUGUGGGGAGUUGCUCUACAAUGCCUCAGGCAUGCAAUGUGAAGACUGCAAGUAUUUAUGUCACAAGCGCUGUUUUACCAAAGUGGUCACCAAAUGUAUUUCCAAGUCCAACGUCGAUACAGAUGGCGAUGAAGAAAAGAUGCUGAACUAUCGCAUUCCACAUCGUUUUGAGCCAAUGACAACCAUCACACCUAGUUGGUGUUGUCAUUGUGGGAUGAUGCUUCCACUAGGUCGUCGGCAACUAGCUCGUAGAUGUACCGAGUGUCCCAUAACUGCCCAUGCCGACUGCACUCAUCUCGUCCCUGACUUUUGUGGCAUGUCCAUGGAGAAAGCAAAUAGACUCUUGCAAGAGAUCAAGACCGCCAAAAGCCGACAGUCCACCCGGAUGAGCUCUCACUCGCCAUUGAAGCCUUCGCCUGAGCCUCCUCAAUCCCUUCACCAGGACAUGGGAAGACUUCAGCUGAGCAACACUAGCCCCCCGUCUCCCCCCGCAGGCCCAUCCAGCGACUAUCAACAAAGCCACUCACCUGGAAGUCGUACAUCUUUAUCUAGUCAUCCUCCCGGAUCAUUUAACGAUCCGAGUCGUCAUGAUAGAUUAUCAAUCACAGGUCCACCCAUGCCGCGCCCCUUACCCGCCCAACCUUCCAUGCCCCCAUCGCAAAGUGGCGCAGGUCCCCCCUUUCCGCCUUUCCCUCAGCCAGGCGGCAACGAAGGACCCAUACCUUAUCCUCCUCAGCCGCGGCCCCUUCCCUCACAACCUUCUCAAACACGUCCCGAGUUUCCUAACCCACUUGCCCUUGUACCAUCUCAUUCUUCUGGCCCGCCGUCAUCUACUCCUCAAGUUACCUCUCCUGUCAAGUCUAAAGGGUCUCGUAAGAUCGGAUUGGAUGAUUUUAACUUCUUGGCUGUCUUGGGUAAAGGAAACUUCGGGAAAGUCAUGCUGGCUGAGGAGAAACGUUCGGGUCAGCUGUGGGCCAUCAAAGUGCUCAAGAAAGAUUUCAUCAUCGAGAACGAUGAAGUAGAAAGUACUAAGUCAGAGAAACGAGUAUUUCUGACAGCCAGUCGCGAGCGCCAUCCGUUUUUAAUUGGCUUACAUUCUUGCUUCCAGACUGAAACUCGAAUCUAUUUUGUGAUGGAAUAUGUCAGUGGUGGUGAUUUAAUGUUGCACAUCCAGCGCGAACAAUUCACACCUCGAAGGGCCAAAUUUUACGCCGCCGAAGUCCUGCUGGCAUUAGAGUAUUUCCACCAAAAUGGGGUGAUUUAUCGAGAUUUAAAACUCGAUAAUAUUUUAUUGACAUUGGAUGGGCACAUUAAGGUUGCUGAUUAUGGGCUUUGCAAAGAAGAAAUGUGGUAUCAAAACACAACAAGUACGUUUUGUGGAACACCAGAGUUUAUGGCACCAGAGAUAUUGCUAGAGCAGCGAUAUGGCAGGGCGGUAGAUUGGUGGGCGUUUGGGGUGUUGAUCUAUGAGAUGUUAUUGGGACAAUCUCCAUUUAGGGGGGACGACGAGGACGAGAUUUUUGACGCAAUCCUGGAGGAUGAACCGCUGUAUCCGAUUCAUAUGCCCCGAGAUUCAGUGUCGAUCUUGCAGAAACUGCUGACCAGGGACCCUACUAGAAGGUUGGGUGGCGGCCCUAAUGACGCGGAAGAAAUCAAGGCACAUCCGUUUUUUAGAGAAACCAAUUGGGCUGACGUCUAUGGCAAGAAAAUCCCUGCCCCCUACUUCCCUACCAUUAAUGGUCCGAUGGAUGUCUCGAAUUUUGAUUCGGAAUUCACAAAAGAAUCACCUAGAUUAACGCCUGUUCAUAGUCAGCUUAGACCGGAAGACCAAAAGGAAUUUGAAGGGUUCUCCUGGACUGCUCCUUGGGCUCAAUAGAUCAUAUUUCUCUAUAGCUUUCUUACUCACAUCUAAAUAUAUUCAACCCCAUUUUUUUGAUUUGUCCUAUGAUAAAUUAUUACUACUAUUUAUUUAUUUUUAUUUUAUGUUUCUUUUCUUUUUUCUUUAUCGAUGUCUAUCUUCUAUCAUGGGAAGAUUUAAGUGAAUCCAUCCCACCUAUCAAAGAGCACUUGUACAUCGUGAUUGUCCGCAUCCAAAAAGGAAAGAGUAAAUCAAC